Anthonomus grandis grandis is the source of this 1326-nucleotide messenger RNA. RefSeq lists its product as uncharacterized. The record is from RefSeq and is a predicted model, not a curated record. The coding region runs from base 243 to 1154 and encodes 303 amino acids. NCBI's taxonomy places the organism in Eukaryota, Metazoa, Arthropoda, Insecta, Coleoptera, Curculionidae. The transcript has 8 exons.
CGACAAUGUUCUAAUACAUAACGUCUUUAAAUAUACGAAUGGACGACUCAACGUAAUUAUUAGUAAUCGUCUCUCGAGUAAUUGAGUCACAGCGGUUAUUGAAGCACUAGAAUUGACGACGUUUCCAAAGCGUCUUGAGGGCAAGGAUUUGGGCAAUUGCUUCUGGCAGAGAAGAUUUGAUAACAAAGGAGAACCUCCAUACUCUUUCUUAUAAAAUUUGUGGGAGGCAUUUUGAAAACAAGAUGUUUCUAAACGAUUUGCACAACAGACUACAAAAAAAUGCAGUGCCCACUUUAUUCGCAGAAGGCACAUCUUCAGAUUCAACCAGAAAAAUAUGCCAAGAUUUAGAUGAAGCUUUUCCACAUUCAUCCGAUGUGACCUCUGUUAUAACUUUUUCUCCAACGCUAGAAGACACAUCUUCACAUUCAACGAAAGAAUUAUGUCAAGAUGAAACUUUACCACAAUCAUCCGAUGUAGCUUCUGUAGGAACUUUGUUUUGUGCACUAGAAAGCACAUCUUCGCAUUCAACCAAAGAAUUAUGCCAAGAUUUAGUUAAAACCUUCCCACAUUCAUCUGAUGUGGCUUCUGUUAGUAGAUCUUGCCUCGUUACUGCGCAAUCCCACCAAACUCAAACGGACUUAAGUUUAUCAUCAAGCACUCCAAGAAAAAAUAGACUGAAAAGGAAGUUGAGGCAUUUGGAAAACACCAUGCCAGAACAACAUAUGCAAGAUGCUAGCAGUUCUAUAGAAUUGAAAUACUCUGACAUUGUCAAGGAGGAAAUGCUAUCGAUCAUGUCAGAACAACAUAUGCAAGAUGCUAGCAGUUCUGUAGAAUUGAAAUACUCUGACAUUGUCAAGGAGGAAAUGCUAUCGGACGAGACUGAUAGUCAACAAGUAGAUGAGGUGCAAGAAAAUAACAUCCAGGACCAAGAAAAACAUCCGGAAUAUGAAACUAUAACCAAAAAAAGAUCGGUUUCGCUAAUAGAGGAGGAUGAAUGUGAUCUAAUCGGCAAAUGCGUAGCCGCCAAGCUAAGAAGAUUGGACCCGAUUGAUGCUUUGAUAGCAGAAAAACGUAUAAAUGACAUUUUAUUUGAUUUUCAGUUAAAAAGUUUGAGUAGGAGUGGAAGUCAAUUGAGGAUCCCCGAUGAUCUUUAAGCAGUUUUUGCGUUUAGGAAUAUUACUUUUUUUUAAAAUGAAAUACAAUGUAUAUUUUAAUAUUUUUGAUGUGCCAUAAUGUAUAAUAUGAAGAAUGUGAUCUAGGAAAUGUAUUAAGUUCUAGGAUUUGUAAUUACUUUAAUAAAUAAAGACUUCUCAUGGCUAUAGGAAA